AUGCUUGAAAAAACGAAAGCAUAUUUUGAGACCUGCAGAACAGAAGAAAAGUUUGUCUCUUUCUUGACAGAUUCCAAAAAAUUGGCUACAGAAUUAGAGCUAGAAGAUCUAACGAUACCAUGGAUAAGUGUUUCCCGGCGACAAAGUAAGAAUCCAAUGCACUUUACCUAUGAAGGACGGGAUGAGACAAUAGAUGACCCAACAAAACGUUACAAGACUGAACUCUACUAUUAUCUUUUAGAUAUAGUAACCACAUCUUUGGAUGAGAGAUUCAAUCAACUGAAAUCUCAUUGUGAUUAUUUUGAUUUUCUCUAUGACAUCGGCGAGUUGAAGAAUGCACCUCCUGACAGCAUGGACACAAAGUGUAGAAAUCUCGCAGCGAUUUUGCGAGAUCAUGAGUCAAGCGACAUUGAUACACUGGAGUUGAGGGAAGAACUAAAAGUGCUUCCAACAUUGUUGAAACCUGGAAUAGGUCCAAAAGAGACUCCGAAGUUUAUAGGAAGACAUAAUUUUUGCCAUAAUGUUAACAUUGCUCUGAGAAUUCUCCCAACACUCCUAGUGGCAGUUGCGAGUGGAGAGGGGAGUUUCUCAAAACUGAAAUUGAUAAAGACAUACCUCCGAUCAACGAUGAGCCAAACUCGUUUCAAUGAUCUUGCAACAAUAUCGAUUGAGCAUGAGCCUGCAGAGGACUUAAAUUACACAGAUCGUGUGAAAGAGUUUGCACAAGCGAAAGACAGGAAGGUUCGAUUUGUCUAG
Molecule: messenger RNA, 756 nt
Organism: Schistocerca piceifrons (Central American locust)
Lineage: Eukaryota; Metazoa; Arthropoda; Insecta; Orthoptera; Acrididae
Exons: 1
Coding region: 1-756 (251 amino acids)
Molecular function (GO): protein dimerization activity
Source: RefSeq, a predicted model, not a curated record